This is a messenger RNA of Anolis sagrei ordinatus, 1210 nucleotides long. The record is from RefSeq and is a predicted model, not a curated record. Lineage: Eukaryota; Metazoa; Chordata; Lepidosauria; Squamata; Anolidae.
AUGCCCGACUUGCCUUCUCUCUCUGCCUCGGCCUGCCUACCUACCUUGUCCGGCGCUGGGCGGAGUGACGGCCUUCUCCGGCUCUCUCGGGGACUUCCCGUUCCCCUCCGCCGGCGGAAGUGGCGUCGGCGGCGGAGAGCAGCGAGCAACGAAUACACUCCCCGCCCCUCACGACCUGGCCUCCCUCCCUUGCAGCACACAGCAGCCGCGGUGAGUGCCAAGAGCUACCUCUGCCCCGUCUGCGGCCGUGCACUAAGCUCCCCGGGCUCGUUGGGCCGGCACCUCCUCAUCCACUCUGAGGAUCAGCUCUCCAACUGCGCUGUCUGUGGCGCCCGCUUCACCAGCCACGCCACCUUCAACAGCGAGAAGGUGCCAGAAGUGCUGUGUGGAGAUGCCCUGCCCAUCCCACUCCCUGAGGGCUCCUCCGAGACCCAGGAGAAGACCCCUGAUGGAGACCCUGCCGCCCCGGGCCCGGCGGUCUUCCCCGCAGGCCUCCUCCUGGUGUGCAACAGCUGUGUGGCCUACCGGAAGCUGCUGGAGGCCCAGGCCCCCGGGGUGCGUAAGUGGGCCGUGCGGCGGCAGAACGAGCCCGUGGAGGCCCGACUGCAGCGCCUGGAGCGGGAGCGGACAGCCAAGAAGAGCCGGCGGGACAGCGAGACGCCUGAGGAACGGGAAGUGCGGCGCAUGCGGGACCGGGAGGCCAAGCGGAUGCAGCGUCUGCAGGAGACGGACGAACAGCGAGCGCGCCGCCUGCAGCGGGACCGCGAAGCCAUGCGCCUCAAGCGUGCCAAUGAGACGCCCGAGAAGCGGCAGGCCCGGCUCAUCCGGGAGCGUGAGGCCAAACGGCUGAAGCGGCGGCUGGAGAAGAUGGACAUGAUGCUGCGGGCUCAGUUUGGCCAGGACCCCUCGGCCAUGGCCGCUCUGGCCGCAGAGAUGAACUUCUUCCCACUUCCCGUGGGCGGCAUGGAGCUGGAUGGCCAACUCCUGGGCAAGAUGGCCUUUGAAGAGCCCAGCGCCAGCGCCCUGCACUGAAAUCCCCUGAAAGCCAUGGACCAUUGCAGGGGGUCCUUGCGUUGGAGCUGCACCCUUUCGCUGAAGAGGGAGAGGAUGCCAGGGUGGGACGGGCACUGCGAGUUGGGAGCAGACCCCAGCCCAGUUAGGGCUGGGGUGGCAGUCAAGAGAAUAAAUUAAUUGUACUUGUUCUGGUCAA